AUGCAGAAGUCUGCUCCUGCUCUAAUAUUGCAGUUGACAAUACUCUUCUUCUACAAAAUAAGUGUUGGAAUAAAUGGUGCAACAGUAGAUCCAAAUGCCACACAAGCAAUUCUUGUAACAAACACAUAUUUACAACGUGAUGCCUGUUUUACUCCCGAAGAUUAUCUAAUUUAUUUUGAUCCUGCAGCAACAGAUAAACCUGGUCAACAUAUUAAUUAG
This is a messenger RNA of Didymodactylos carnosus, 219 nucleotides long. The record is from the annotation of a GenBank genome assembly. NCBI's taxonomy places the organism in Eukaryota, Metazoa, Rotifera, Eurotatoria, Philodinida, Philodinidae.